UGGGGCCCAGUGAAGUUAAAAUAAUAUCAGAACACCGUUUUCUGUCGGCAAGAGAAAAAACGCAAAUAAUCUGUCGUUCUGUUGGCUCUCGACCAGCAGCGAACAUCCACUGGUGGAGAGACAGAAAAAGAGUGACCUCGUUUACAACCGCUGUGAGAGAUGGAAACUACACCAUCAGCACACUGACCUUUACACCUGAGAUGGAAGAUAAUGGCCGAUAUCUGUCUUGUGAAGCCGAAAACCCUUUUGUCCCCAAUAGUGGCAUAGAAUAUGGAUGGAUACUGAAUGUCCUCUAUGUUCCACAGGUUACUUUAAAACUGGGAUCAAACAUUCAACUGGAAAACAUAUUUGAAGGAAAGGAUGUGUACUUUGAAUGUCAUAUUCAGGCCAAUCCUUGGAUUGAUGAAAUUAUCUGGCUACACGAAGGGAUUCCAAUCAGAAACAAGCAAGAAGAAGGAAUCAUUAUGAGCAACCAAAGUUUGGUUUUACAGCACAUUAGGCUUGCGUGGAGAGGAGAAUAUCGGUGUAUGGCGUAUAACAGCCAGGGUUUAGGAAGAAGUAACACAAUUGACAUAAACCUAAAAUUUACUCCAGUCUGUUCUGAUCAUCGUGAAAAUACCUAUGGACUUGCAAAGAACGAAAGCGUCAACAUUGUUUGCAACGUAAAUGCUAAUCCAUCAGAAGUUAAAUUCUACUGGUCUUUAAAUAAUUCACAAGAAGUGAUGAACCUUUAUUCAUUUACUUUCAAUGAUACAACAAGUAUUCUCCAUUACAAACCUAGAAAUCUCAAUAAUUACGGGCUGUUGCUCUGCUGGGCAACAAAUGUCAUUGGAAAACCGAAAACAAAACCAAUCGGUCUAACACUAACCACUGUAAUUAGCAGUGCUGGAACUCUUGUUGUCUUAGCCGUUUCUGUGCUGAUUUUCUCAAGAUGUCGACGACAGAAAAAUCUUGCAGAUCAGAAGAAAAAAAGUGUACAGAAAGAAACUGAAGAAGUUCCAGAAGAAGAAGUCGAUCCCAACUUUAUCAGUAAAGUCCAACUGGAAUCAUUAUCUUCUGUAAAUGAGUUAUCAGUAGAGAAUGGAAACAUAGCUGAAAGCCCAGAAGUUCAGAAUAACAGUGAAAGUCAAAUGGAAAUUCCACCAACACACAGUAGUAAACCUACUAUUGAAGAAGAAAGCAUGAAUAUUAAUUAA
Limulus polyphemus (Atlantic horseshoe crab) is the source of this 1196-nucleotide messenger RNA. Its product is annotated as kin of IRRE-like protein 1. The annotation marks the transcript as partial. The transcript has 7 exons. The record is from RefSeq and is a predicted model, not a curated record. Lineage: Eukaryota; Metazoa; Arthropoda; Merostomata; Xiphosura; Limulidae.